AUGGCUUCGUAUAGCAAACAGCAGGAGAUUAACUAUUCGGACAUGGAAAUAGAAGAUCCUUCGGAAAGAGUGAAAAAAAUCUCCAGAAUGGAGCUUUAUACUAUUAUCAAAGAGUUCAAAGGAAAGAAGAUUGAAGAAAAAUUUUCGCUGUUGGAAGAAAGACUUGUGCAACUAACUUCAUGUCCACCCAAAGAAACAACGGUUCUUACCCGUUAUUUAAAAUAUUUCAAGACCAGUUUCAAAGAAAGAUGGUCGGCAGCCCGUAAUACUGAUAAGAGAUUCGUAAAAAACAAUAUGGAAUGGCUUAAUGUAUCACUGGAACUACCUACUUGGACCCACAAAGCAGGCCGACCAACAAAAGAAUUCAGAGAAUUGUGUGAUCGAAGCAAGCGUCGAAGAACACAAGAUUUACGGGACCGGGUACCUGUUGAGGAAUUGACGUACGCUGCAAGAGUGAGUCAAGGUACUUCGGGAAAUAUUGAUGCGUCUAAGAUUAUGAAAGAAAUAACAUCAACGCCAACCAGAGCUAAAAUGUUCCGAAAAGCAAUAUCGUCAGCUAAAAACGUACCAAUUGUGAGAAAAUACACACCACAAGAAGCAUUAGCGUUAUUUGUAGAAGGUAAUUUUACAAGAGGGCAGUGGGAAUUAUUACAAGGUGGCCGAAAAGAAAUUUAUCCUUGCUAUUCGCUUUUACAAAAAGCGAAAAAGGAGUGUUAUCCCGCCGAAGAUAGCAUAAAAGUUACUGAAACUAGCUUCGAAGUGGAACUUCAAGCUUUGCUGGACCACACGGCUUUGCGACUACUUCAGUAUUUAAAAGAAGUGAUUGGAACAUUAUCAGAGUUGGAGAAACAACAUCUUACCUUAAUAUCAAAAUGGGGCUGUGAUGGAUCUAAUCAGACACAGUUUAAGCAGACAUUUUCCAAUACUGGUGACGAUGAUGCCAAUAUAUUUUUAAGUUCUCUUGUACCUGUGAGAAUGAUUGUUUCUAUUAAUGGAGAGACAAGAAAAAUUAUAUGGCAAAAUCCAGUGCCUUCUUCGGUGAGAUUCUGUCGUCCUAUCCGGGCUCGGUUCAUUCACGAAACAAAGGAUAUCACAAAGGAAGAAAUCACCUAUAUUGAAGAACAAGCAAGGAAUCUCAAAGAAACUACUGGUAUGGAAGUUUCGGUUAAAAUAAAUCACAACAUUUUGCUCACAAUGGUCGAUGGAAAGGUGUGCAAUGCCGCGACUGAUACGGCUUCAACAAUGAGAUGCUACAUAUGUGGACAAACAUCUAAGGACUUCAAUAAACUUGAAAUAGGUAAUGUUUGUGAAGAGUCUCUGAAAUUUGGACUAUCCAUUCUGCACGCAAGAAUUCGUUUCUUCGAGCUAUUGUUGCACCUGGCGUAUAAAGCGCCCUUACAGAAGUGGCAAGCCCGAACGGCAGAAGACAAAAAUAUUUUGAAAGAAACAAAACAGAAAAUACAAAAAAGCUUCAAAGAAGAGAUGGGCCUUCUUGUUGAUAUACCCAAAUUACAUGAACUAAAUUUAAAGAAGUAUAAUAAGAAAGAAGCAUAUUCAAUUCGUAAAGACUUUUCACCAGCUACUUCCAAGUCUGGCUUAACUUCAAGAUCAUUCAGAACUCUGACUAAACCGAAUGAAAAUAGAAAAAUUAUUCAACCUCCAAAAGCAACACAAAGUACCGCAAAAGUUCAAAAUCCUCAAAUAAUUUCAGUGUUUAAAAGGUUACAUAAACCCAAAAUAGUAAAUAAAGUAACAGUAAAUGAAGUGCAGGAACUGCAUACAGAUUCCGAUGCACACACAAAACCUCUACAAAAAACAGCACAUCCUGUUAAAAGAUCUAUAUCAGCAGUGCAUUUAAAUAAAGUUAGUAAAAGUCUCGAUAAUUGUAUUCACAAAUGGGAAUCAAUUGGUGAGAAGUUAAAAGAGACAGAAAAAGUAACAGAUAAAGAUGAGUGUGUCCAAUGUGAGAAAGUUGUGUCUGCUGUAAAAAGUGAAAGGAAGAGGGUGAAAUUUCAAACACCAUUUUCAGUGGACAAUCUUUAUAGAGAAUGGAGGCCGUAUUACGAUGGAUAUUACCCAGACCUAAAUACAUACGACGAAGGAUACUUACAUGAACUAAAUUUAAAGAAGUAUAACAAGAAAGAAGCAUAUUCAAUUCGUAAAGACUUUUCACCAGCUACUUCCAAGUCUGGCUUAACUUCAAGAUCAUUCAGAACUCUGACUAAACCGAAUGAAAAUAGAAAAAUUAUUAAACCUCCAAAAGCAACACAAAGUACCGCAAAAGUGCAAAAUCCUCAAAUAAUUUCAGUGUUUAAAAGGUUACAUAAACCCAAAAUAGUAAAUAAAGUAACAGUAAAUGAAGUGCAGGAACUGCAUACAGAUUCCGAUGCACACACAAAACCUCUACAAAAAACAGCACAUCCUGUUAAAAGAUCUAUAUCAGCAGUGCAUUUAAAUAAAGUUAGUAAAAGUCUCGAUAAUUGUAUUCACAAAUGGGAAUCAAUCGGUGAGAAGUUAAAAGAGACAGAAAAAGUAACAGAUAAAGAUGAGUGUGUCCAAUGUGAGAAAGUUGUGUAUGCUGUAAAAAGUGAAAGGAAGAGGGUGAAAUUUCAAACACCAUUUUCAGUGGACAAUCUUUAUAGAGAAAGGAGGCCGUAUUACGAUGGAUAUUAA
Messenger RNA from Parnassius apollo (apollo), 2673 nucleotides. The record is from the annotation of a GenBank genome assembly. NCBI's taxonomy places the organism in Eukaryota, Metazoa, Arthropoda, Insecta, Lepidoptera, Papilionidae.